GGAAAGAAAAGCUGCAGUGUCUCGGCCCUCCUUGCCAUGAGUUUGAAGUAUGACAACAAAAGUGAGUCUCACUGUACAAAUUGGAGCCAAAUAGCCGUUACCCCUAAGGUCAUGUGACUAAGAGGUGUGAAUUGAGAGCAGGUGUGAAAUUUGCUGAUAUCAGUGAAAAUGGCGCAACUGUGAGGAUGUGGAAGAAGUAUUAGUCUACAUAAAGAUAUGGUAGACUACAAGAUGAUUGCCGGGGAGCUGCAGCACGGCAGCCGAGACAUGACGACUUCUUCCACCAAAGAAGCCAUGAGGGGGUCCGAUUCCUGUGGUUUCCUGGGUCCAAACGUUUACCCAGCGGUACCCGAUGGUGGCUGGGGCUGGGCUGUCGCUGUCGCCUUCUUUCUGGUGGAGAUCUGCACUUAUGGGACCCUCAAGAGCCUUGGCGUGUUUCUCCAGGAUUUGAUGGACGAAUUUGGGGAGAGUAACAGCCGGGUGUCAUGGGUCAUCUCCAUCUGUGUCUUUAUCUUCACCUUUACCGCCCCCCUGUCCACCAUGUUAAGCAACCGCUUUGGCCAUCGUCCUGUUGUAAUGAUGGGGGGCUUCCUCAUAAGUCUGGGAACGAUCAGCUCCGCCUUCAGCAACUCCAUCAAGGAGAUGUACAUCACCAUUGGCAUGGUCUCAGGCCUGGGCUACUGCUUCACCUUCCUCCCCACCCUCACAAUUCUAGCACAGUACUUCUCCAGGCGGCGAGCCCUCGUCACCUCCGUCGCGUCCUCUGGAGAAUCUUUCGCAGUGUUUGCGUUUGCUCCAGCCUUCACCAUGCUGAAGGAGCACAUUGGCUGGCGCUACUGUUUCAUCGUUCUUGGGAUUUUUCAGGCAUCUGUCAUUUUCUGCGGCCUCCUCCUUCGUCCAAUCAUCAUCGAGCCCAUAAAGGAAGGCAGUCCGUCUCUGGGAGAGACACUCUCUUUGAAAGAAUUGGAGGCUGUUUAUGAGCUGGAAAACGAACAAACCAGAACCUCCAUCAGUUCAGGAGUAUCCCAAGGCUCAGAGGACUCGGGCGUUACGUCCCUCUCUGCCUCAAAUGUGGACUUGAGGAUUGCAGGUGCUGAAAUCAAGGCAGAAUGGGAGAUGCAAGAUAAAGAGGGCCAGGAGUCGUCAUUGGCCACACCCGUCUCUCCGCUCAAGGAUGAGGACGGGCCCGCACACGCGGCCGAUCCUCCUGGACCCCACGUAGCCAAACUUCUGGACUUCUCCGUCCUGAAAGAUGGUGCAUUCAUCUGCUAUUCCCUGUUUGGCUUGUUCGCCACACUGGGCUUCUUUGCCCCACAGCUCUACAUUAUCCAGCUGAGUAAAAGCCGUGGCGUGGAGCCCAGCAUGGCCUCAUACAUGCUCUCUGUGAUGGCGGUGGCUGAGAUCUUCGGUCGUCUCUCCAUCGGGGUGAUCCUGAACAAAGUCAGCUGCAGAAAGACACUAGUCAUGUUGUGGUGUGUUGUCUUUUUGUGCCUGGUACUGGUGGCUUUCACAGUCGUAUGGGACUUCUGGGGCCUGGUGCUUUGCUCUGCCCUUUAUGGCUACUUCCUGGGCACGGUGUGCUCCACACACAUCCCCAUGCUAGCAGAGGAGGAUGUGGUGGGCAUCCAAAAGAUGGCAUCAUCUGUGGGAGUAUAUGUAUUUAUUCAGAGCAUCGCUGGGCUCGCCGGACCCCCGUUAGGAGGUGUGCUGGUAGACAUGACAGACAACUAUGGCGCCGCCUUCUACUCCUGUGCUGUUGGGAUGGGUCUUGCUGCCAUCUGUCUUGCUCUAGUAGGUCCUGCCAAGUCUGGCAUGUGCCAAAGAUGGAACGGUGGGGUUGUGCUGGAACAGGAGAUCCAGGCCCAGGACAUUGACCAGCCAGAUUUUUUAGAGGUGGACAUGGCAGUGGAGGACAGCCACAUUAGGCAGGCUUUGAAUCACGACAGCACCUGUGUAUUAUGAGCCAAACCUAACACCACCCCAGAAGAUCGUCAGCCACACUGCAAGAGCACCAACACUGCUGCUGCGUUCCUAUCUCAGGUCUUACGCUGACAAGCUUGAAGUUCCUCAUGGAGACCAAAGACAACCAUGAUGAGGACACCUCGGCCCUAUUGUCACACACACCUCCACAUCAGCGUCAUGUCACUAAGCUAGAAUUGAUGGGUAUUCCAGCAGGACAACAGAUCUAUCUCAGGAAAAGGCGUGCGAUCUUCGACAUCACUGCUGGAUGGCAAUGACAAGCUAGCCUUAAAUGUUUGCAAGAGGAAAAAUCAAAACACCUCAUGGCUUGCAGAGGUCUGGAGAUAGCUCCAUGCAUGUGAUGCAACUAGAGAUAGCUCCAUGCAUGUGAUGCAAUGACAAAAUAUCUAGCCUAUCUAUGCACACAGCCAGCCUACUCUGUAUUUACUGUAAAGUUUACCACCAGUCCUCGUUUUGAAUCGUGUCACGUGAUCCUGAAGGCUGUGACACUUGGCAACAUUUUGUACAAGCCUUAAAAAUGUGAUUAUGUUACAUAAACAUGGCUUUUAUUUCCUUAUUCUUUGGUUAGGGAUCAAUAGCACUCCUUUCCACCCAAGACUGUUGAUACACGUGAAGGUUUACACUCAUGGAUCAAUAGCGUUCAGUGGAAAGAGCGCUACUUUCUAUUUGGAAAGAGCUCUACUUUCCACUGAAAUAUUGAUUAUUGACACAUGGUUUACAGUCAUGGGAUGCCAUGUUGUUAAGGAGAGACUGAAGCAAGACUCUAGUAGGUUCCCACCCACCCCAAAAAGUCACUGUUUACCUUUAUUUCAACUAUUUUUAUUCCUUUUUCAUGGCAGUUUUCCAACAUUCCUAAGUGGUGUAUUGAUGUCAUUGUGUUUGCAAUAAAAGUUGCCACAAAUGGAGAA
Doryrhamphus excisus (bluestripe pipefish) is the source of this 2888-nucleotide messenger RNA. RefSeq names its product solute carrier family 16 member 6b (gene slc16a6b). Gene Ontology annotation, molecular function: monocarboxylic acid transmembrane transporter activity. The record is from RefSeq and is a predicted model, not a curated record. Gene Ontology annotation, biological process: transmembrane transport; monocarboxylic acid transport. NCBI's taxonomy places the organism in Eukaryota, Metazoa, Chordata, Actinopteri, Syngnathiformes, Syngnathidae.